Podarcis lilfordi (Lilford's wall lizard) is the source of this 19994-nucleotide messenger RNA. NCBI's taxonomy places the organism in Eukaryota, Metazoa, Chordata, Lepidosauria, Squamata, Lacertidae. The record is from the annotation of a GenBank genome assembly.
AUGUUAACAGUUCUGAGCAUGUUUUACUACAUUUGCCUUCGACGCCGAGCCAGGACAGCUACAAGGGGCGAACCUAUGAACAAUCGGAGAGCUAUUGAAUCAAACAGAGCCUUACCUAUCAAUGUCGAAGUGGUCCAAUAUGCCAAAGAAGUGUUGGAUUUCAGUUCCCAUUAUGGUAGUGAAAACAGCAUGUCAUACACCAUGUGGAAUUUGGCUGGAACUCCUAAUGUGUACCCUAGCUCUGGUGACUUCACACAGACUGCUGUAUUUCGAACUUACGGAACGUGGUGGGAAGUCUGUCCUAGCGCACGGUCACCUUUCACAAGGACACCACCCAAUUUCCAUAGUCACGACUAUGUAGAGCUUGCUUUUGAUGAACCAGUUUAUCCCACAGCAAUACAUGUCCUGGAAACCUAUCACCCUGGUGCUGUCGUUAGGAUUUUGGCAUGUUCUGCAAGUCCUUAUUCCCAAACGCUGCCUGCUGAAGUAAGGUAAUUCAUCUUAUUAAUUUACUUUUCAUUUCCUUGAUAUGAGAUGUGAUUGAUAUAUAUAUAUAUAUAUAUAUAUAUAUGCAUGCAAAUUUAUUACUGAAAGAGUAGGGGGAACACAACACAAAGAGAGUGGGGGAAGAAAACAAAACAGUCAGCUCAUAUUCAAAAUACAAUAAACAUCAAUACAUCAAUCUUAAUUUACACAUACAGUUCAACAUAUGCCCUCCAAAUGUCCGAAUAGGUAUCCAGACAAAGUUGAUGUUUAGUCACAAUACUUUGAAGGGUUGUUUUUUUUUAAGCAAUAUGUGUGUAGAUGUGUUUCAUACCGGGUUCGAUGAUGCUGAGACCCACCAACAAGGUGUGGGGUGGGAGGCACAGAGGACACAAACCCUUGCUUGGCUGGUCUUCAACAGGUCCUGAAGAUUAUAAGAAGAACUCUGUAGGAAGAUCCACCUACUCCCUUUUCUUUAUUUCCCCAGUGACUAACCAGUUGCCUCCAUAAAGCCCACCAUCAGGACUUUAAGGCAAUAAACUUUUCCAGCAAAUGAUAUUCAGUGUGCCAUACCAUAUCUGAACAUGGAGCUUCCAUAUAGCCAUUAUCCCAAAUAGCUUUUGGGGCCAGGGUAGAAUUAGGCAAUGGCACCCUGUAAUCUUCUGUCUUUAUAGGAUGGUGUUGUGCUGUAAAAACUUCUCUGCUGCUAUAGGUGAUAAGGAGCUGAACAGUAGCUCUUAAGAAUGACAAUAUUGCAUCACAUGUUAUUAUUCAUCAUUAUUUAUUAAAUUUGAACACCAUCCUUCAUCCAUAGAUCUCAAGGCAGAAGAACUUUGGAUUUCAACAUAAUCUUCUCAGCGUAAUGGUGGGCAUUUGUGUGUUACCAUAGUGGACUACCAAUGGCUUCUUCAUUAUAAAGCCAGUCCUUGGACAAAAUAGCUCUUGAAAUUGCUUCAGAAUUCCAUCUUUUUGAGCUAUUUCGACAACAACAUCAAAAUAUCUUUAAAGUUUUAUUUCCAAAAUAUUGGAUUGCAUAAACUGGGCGUGUACUAGUUGGCAUCCCAAGGAGACCAUUUUUCCGCAUCAAGGCUCAGAAAAAUCUUCUGCCAUAAAAUGUGUGCUGUCUGUACAGCCAUUGUCUGGAAAAACACUCACAUAAACACAUAUGUUGGUUAUCACUUCAUCUGCAAUUACCUGCAAUUUUUUAAAUAGCCCCUUUAAUUGUUCACUUAUUGAAAUGCAUGUUCACUGUGCAUUCUCAGUUUUCCCUCCUAAACCUGUGUAAAUUGUGCUAUAUUAAGAAGAAAUCAACAUCGGAGUCAGUGAAUAAUGUUAGUAUAUUAUCUAACCUUUUUAUUUUGUGAGAUAUUUAUUAAGUUUUAUGAGAUAGAAGAGUUAAGAGUAUUUUAUAUCAGCCCCCUUUUAGUCUUCUUCAUGCUGUAUUUUUUAUCAACUUGAACUUAAUUUCAUUACCAAUACUAAAAAAAAUUUUUUUGUCUAAUAAUGGUGUUACAUGUAUACUUUUAUUUUUGUAGAUGGGAAAUCCUUUGGUCAGAGCCACCCACCAAGGUAAAUUCACCUCAGGCACGUCGGUUUGCACCUAGUAUCAAACGGAUAAACUUUCCUACAAACCUAAUUCGUCUAGAAGUGAAUAGUUCUCUUCUGGAUUACUACACCGAGUUGGAUGCAGUAGUACUACAUGGUUUGAGAGAGAGGCCUGUGCUUUCUCUUAAUACGUCAUUGAUUGAUAUGAAUGAUCUGGAUGAUGAUGAUGAUGAAGAAGAUGGAGAGCAAGACAGCUGCAGCAUGGACAUCCUUAAUAAGCAGUUUAGUGCGGUUGCCUUCAAGGAAUGGACAACUAAUGGAUACUUUGAUAAAUUGCCUUAUGAGGUAAAGGAGUGGGGAUUCUUACUUUAAAGUAGAAUUGCCAUAACCAAUUAGGAUACAAGGGUACAAGAUAGCUUCAUAUCCGUGAUUGGUAAUGGCUUCACUCAUAGUCCUUUGGAAUCUGCCCAUAAUUUUUAAAAACAAAAUCCCAUUUUCUUGAUAUGUUUUAAAUAAAUGAUGAGUUCUUCUCAAAGUGGUAUUAAACAAAUCCAAAUAAUAUUUUGUAAAAAUACCAAAAUCCAACAAAAAGCUAGCUGAAAUUCUGUUGUUAAUGGAACUCCACCCCCCCCCAAUGAAAAUAGCUUUCUUCUUUUGUUCUGUUACGGAAAAUAACCUUUGCAAGCAUAGUUUAUCCUUGCUGGUUAUACUAUGCAAAAUAAUUUUUGAAAUUAUUCAAAUACAAUGUUUGUUGUAUACAAUGUUUGUUGUAUAGUAUUGAUUAUGGAGGAAACUGAUUGAUACUAAUUGAUUCAUACUAAACCAAAUCAAGGAGAUAUAUAUUUUCCCCUCUUGUAAAAAGAAAAGGGGUCACUCUAAAUCAGGGGUCACCGAGGUUUACCUUGCCUGGGCCGGUUCACUCCAGCAGAGAUCCCUCCAUGGGCCGGAUUGCGUGCAGUCACGAUGUUCGGCACCUGCACAUGUGCAGAUGUGAUUUCUGGUUUAGCGCAGUGCACGGGGGCUCGCCGAGCGAGCGACUCAGUUUGGGGGCAGCUCGUGGGCCAGCUCGUGGCUCGUGGGCCAGUUAAACGACCCCCUUGGGCCGCUUGUGGCCCACGGGCCUUAGGUUGCUGACCCCUGCUCUAAAUCCCUGCCAUUUGUUAAGGCUAUAACACCAGUCUCAAUUUGGGAACUAUUACUCCUCUUUAAUUUCUUCCUUUUUUAAUACAAGUCUUAGAAAUAUUUCAAAAUUCCCUCCACAGUUCUUUUCUUUUUUGUAAACUGACUUUUAAAAGAAAAGCCGUCAGAAACAGACAACAGCUACCUUUUUUUUUCAUUAAUGCAUAGACUCUGCAUGUUAUAGGAUUAGUUUUUAAAAGCGGAUAUUCAACAGCAUUCUGGGAGUCGUUCUGAACACAUCAUGUCUCCUCACUUAUUCAUUAUAGUAUCAAAUUGUGCUUUAUGCUAGGGCGCGCGCGCACUCUCUCUCUCUCUCACACACACAGCAAAUUUCUGACAAGACACCAGACUCUAAAGUAGUAAUGAUUAAUGGCUAUUAGCCUCUAGGCUUGGAAGCUGUUAUCUUUGUUUAAUCAAAAGCAAAAAAAGUACUUCAGUUACAUCUUAAUGUCAUAAUCUUACUGACAUUUCAUUAUACCCUUUUCAUUUCAGGUAUCAUGAAGUGUAAUUUUAGUCUAAAGUGGGAUUAACUUUUCUGGUGUUGAUACUGACAUGUUAAAAGAUUUUUUUAUCUCUAAUGCAGAGUUAGUGAUGUGUAGAUUAUCAGAUACAUUAAAAAUGAAAUUAGUUAAAGGGGACAUUAUUGAGUUUUUCAUAUCCUUAUUAACCAUGUUAUAGUAGAGAAAUAUGAGAAGCAUAAUUUUGUUCUCUUUAAAAGAACACUAUUUUCCUUUUAAACCUUCCUUUACAAUUUUCACUGCAAUGGCAAGGAAUGUCGUCAAUUUAACAGUCUGAAAAUUCACUUUGUACUUCUUUGACUAGCUGAUGUGUGGGCUCACAAAUAACAGCAUACAAAGUAUUUCAGCCUCAUCCUAUUUUUGUAACAAACAAAAAAUACUAACAGUGCAAUUUACAUGAACCACAAUAACACAUAGUAUGGAAGAAAACUUGCCUCUUGCACAGGACUGACUUGAUUCCUACUCUAUCACCAGCGCAGCUAUUGGUAUUGUGGUGUCAUUGUAAAAUAAGUCAGUCUGCAAUUCUGAAAAUCCUAUAUUUCUGUUUUGCUUACAAUAAAACGAAAACCAUCAUGUAUCUCUGACAGCAUUUGGAGUAUACAGUUCAGUGUGGAUUUUGGUUCUUUUAUAUUAAUGUCAAACUUGAUUUUUCUGUUCAUAUGAACUUGAGUUGUUAUACUUGACUCUUGUUUUGGCUAUGUGAGAAGAUAUAAGUCAUGUGGCUAAAUUCUGAAUAACUUGUAGAAUAUUUCUAAUAUUUAUAUCCCAGGUAUCUUAAUUUAUAGGGUCUCAAGAGAUCUAACUUUUAUUUUAUUUAUUUUAUAUCCCACCCUUCAUCCAAAGAUCUCAGGGCAUUUGCAUUUUUGGUGGACACAAUCAAGCCCCAUUAAGUUCAAUGGAAGGGAGUUAAUAAUGUGCUUCACUCUCUGAUAGACAUUAAUGGAACUUAAAAAGAACAUAAUCAUGCCAAAUAAUGAAAUAGCUGAUUUUGUAUGUUUGUGUUGGGCAAGCUGUGUGUGUGUGUGUGUGUGUGUGUGUGUGUGUGUCCGUGUGUGAGAGAGAGAAGGACUCAACUGGUGUUGUUUUUUAAUCUUGAAAGCAGAAAUACCUUCUGUUAUGCUAAUGCAUGGUUUUAAAAAUCCUUAAAGAGAGAAAAGCAGGUGUUUUUUUUUAAAUGAAGUUUAAUUAUGUAAAGUAUUUUAAAAUGCAAGGUAGAGAGGAACAAAAGAAGCACUAAAUAGAAAAAUGACUAGGAACAGAAAAUGUUUUUCCCCUUAAGUGUAUUCACUUUUUAAAAAUCAGUGAACUAAUGGGAUAUAUUAUCAAAUGCAGUGGAAAUUGUAAUUUUAAGGACAGUGGUGUGAUGUUCUUUUCUGUGUUUUCAAUUCAGCUUAUCCAGUUGAUUUUGAGUCACCUUGCAGUCCCAGAUCUGUGUAGACUAUCGCAGACAUGUAAGCUACUUUAUCAGCACUGCUGUGAUCCUCUACAGUACAUUCACCUCAGUUUGCAACCUUAUUGGGCAAGAAUAAACGACACAGCUCUAGAAUACCUACAGUCUCGCUGUAUCCUUGUCCAGUGGCUGAAUUUAUCUUGGACUGGAAACAGAGGAACCAUUUCUCUAUCUGCUUUUAGCAGGUCAGUGCUCUGAAUCAUGAUGUACUAAAUAUUUGAGAAUUAUCCCCAUACCCCUGCUUCCCACCCCUUUCAGGUAGGACAGGUGUGGGUUUCUACAGCAGCAGCAGCAGAGGGGAAUUGAAUUUGACACAUAACUACAUUUCUAACAACUGGCUUUUGUGUGUGUCAGAGGCAGUGUUGCUCUCUCCUUGGAGUGAAGGUUGAGGGUAAGUUCAGCCUAAUUCUCUGUGGUCUCUGCCAUUUUAUCCCAUGCCAUUUCCCUUCCACCUGUCAAACAGUUGGCCACUAAAGCCGUAUUUGACAGUGGUAGAGAUGUAAGUGGACCCAUACUAAAGCAGCGAGGCCUGUGACUUGCCACUGCUUUGUUUAUGGAUCCCUAUAUCAUGGCAAUAAUUACCUAUCUGAGAGAAAUGAGGAAUGCUUAUUGGGUCAGAGAAGGUAGGCUUCACUGAAGAAUUGGCAACAUAAUGCCAUUUCUAAAAGGUUAGCAGUAACAGAGAAGCUAGCAAGAAGAGUUCCAGAAUGUUGCAGUUCCACAUAUUAGUGCCAGGGUUUCGGUGGGUUUUGAUCUUGCUCAGCCUUUCGAUUUUGUGAUAGGCAAUCUAGCCAGGACAGCAGAACUUGAGUUCCCAACCUUUAACCAGGUUAAGCGAAAUACUGGCUUUCGUAUUAGUUUUGAUUCAUAUACUUUAUUACUCACUUUAUUUACAGAUAUUCAACAUCAUAUAUACAACAUCCUCAUGGUCAGUUCAAUAAUAGUAGUAGCCUCGCGCCCUUGGAGCUUCUCUACUAGAUUGGGAAGUCAGGUUAAGGAAUUAUGAUGACCCAAGAUGCUUAUAGACAGAGCAGAAAAAUAUUAUUUGAUGCUUAGUGGAGAAUGGAAACUCAUGAAAGACUGGGCUAUAAUCGUUUGUAUGGUACUGAUUUAAAAGUGUGGUUUGCUAUUUUUAACCUAAUUUUUUAAUAUUAGCAAUUUUUAUGUCAGACAUAUUUUUUUAAAAAAGUAACUGUCCAUCUAGAAGUUAUUGGGCUGGAUGUAGACCUACCUUUUGCAAAUGAAAGAUACAUGGAAGGACUCAGUGGGAGAAGGGAGCAGAAGCAAUUCCCUCCCCCUUUCCCCUGCAGUUCCCCACAUCACCUCCCAUAUGGUUUCUGAAGGUCCCUCUGCCUGCUGGUCCAGGUUUUCAAGGGCUAUAUAGGCAGAGCUCCUCUUGUGGUUAGCCUAGACCCAGCCCAUUGGUUGAACACUGUUAGGCUGCAAUCCUCAGCCCAUCUUAUUACAGUAUAUUGAUGCUUGUGGACCCAUGAGUAAGUUGUCCAGGAUUUUAGUUUUUAGGUAGAAAGAAACUAAGAGGUAGCUUUGCCUAGUAUAUCUAUCCUUUGGGGGCCAAACUUUAGAUUAUGUUUAUAGUCCUUUAAAGAUAUAGCUAGCUAGCUAUUUGUUUAUAUUUCUGAAAAUGUUGAGUAUCGGUAGAAUAUGUAUUAACUCCAAGGAAAUAGAACAAAUUAGAAUAGUGAUCUAAGAAAUCUGACAAGCAAAGGAUAUAUUACCAUGAGAGGACAGAAUGCUUCAGGCAUGUGAACAUCCUGAGGCAAAGCUGAAGGUAAUUUAACUUAUUGAUAAUGUCCAUCUCCUUAGGGCUAUAUAAGAAUGUCAUCAUGUUUUACUUUUGAGAAUUACUAAGUUUGCUAAACUUCUGUGCUUGAGCUAAAAAGGGAGUUUGGGAAAUACUGAUUGGGACAAUAAAUCAAAUUUAGUAAUAUAUAUUUGAAUAAUUUUAUAUUGCUCUGUCAGUGAAAGAAUGGCAUGUGAAUCGAGAAAAUGGUGCGCAUAAUCAUGUUACAUACAGAUAAUUCUGAUUUGGCAUCAGAAGAGCAGCAGAGUUUUUAACAUUUCCUAAUGUCAAUUAUAGCAGGAUAAAGUUUGUGCUGCUGCAAAAUAUUUGAGUGUUUUGGGAGCAAGAAAUUAUAUUUUAAAGAAAUUAUACUUUAAAAGUUGAGAUUUCAAUCCCUUUCUUACAUGUAACAUUGUAAAUUGUGAAGACAAUGAAACAAAUCUAUUUACAUUUAUUCUGUGGGGGGGAUUUGGGGGGAGUGAAAAUUAAAGGAAUGCUUAUGUAAGAAUUUGUCUAGGAUGUUCACAUUACUUGAAUAAAGUUGGCUUGGUGUCUUAUGGUCUUAAAUUUCGCAGUACAACAAUGUUACAAAAAUUAGCCUCUACAGUAUGCUUCUUAUGUAUGUAAAAUGUGUAUGAAAUAAUGUGAUGCCAAAAUUCUAGGGCUUGAUGUGUUUCAAAAUUUCAAUUGCAUGGUAUAAUUGAUACUAAUAAUAUUUAAUGGAAAAAAAACUAUGUUAGCACUUCUAGAGGAUUCUUCUUCUGAUCAAUGGAAAACUGCAUUAGGAUAAAUUCAGUAAUAAAUACAGAUCCUAAGAAAAUUUGCUUUUACUCUAUUGGACUUUGUGAAUGUGAUCUGGUCUGCAAAUAAGCUCCGUUUAUUUGUGCCUGUACUCACUUGUCCCAACACUGUCCCUUCCUUACUGUUUUCUUGGUGUGUCACAAUUAAUCUAGAGACAGUAGUUUCUGCCAUCAUCAUUCUCUUGUUUCCCGGGUUGCGUACACACCAUAUUUUAAGGCACAUUUUCCUCCAGAACACCCUGGGAACUGUAGCCUAACUCUCACAGAACUAGAAUUCCCAAAACACAUUUUUAAAAACUACAGUUCCCAGGAUUCUUGAGGGGGAUGCUUUAAAUGUACGGUGUGCAUGCAGUUCGGGUCUCCCUGACACUACUGUCCCUCACAGCGACAAGCAUAUCAGUGCAUUUAGACUUAAGGCACAUGCUAUGCUGUGAGGAUAUAUGGGAAACCUUUGGAACACAAAUAACUGCUUCACAAGUUACAAAAUGCUUUCAGAGGAGACAUUUUGGUGUAGAAAUUAACUUAAAACCCAAGCGUGAACCCAAUAACCUGUAAUGUGUGAUGAUUACAUGUCUGUGUGGUUAUUUGCAUAUACAGUCAAACUUUGGCUGUUGAACGUAAUCCGUUCAAGAAGACCGUUCGACUUCCAAAACAUUUGACAACUGAGGCGCGGAUUCUGAUUAGUUGCAAGAGUUUCUUGUACUCACGCGGAAGCCACGUCGGACGUUCGGGUUCCGAAAGACGUUCGAAAACCGGAGCAUUUACUUCCGAGUUUUCAGCGUUCAGGAGCCGAAACGUUCGAAAAUGGAGCCAUUCGAGAACCGAGGCUUGACUGUACGUACAUCAGAAGCUACAAUUGAAUUCCCACAGUAUGCACACAUUGCAGCAUUUCUGAGUACCGAUUUUGUAAUUUACAAAAUGGGCUCUAGCUUUCUGGUUUAGGUGUAUCAUGAUGCUUCCAUGGCAGAAUUUUCCUUCUUGCAGCUGUGAGGAAACUUCUCUUGGCUGGUUAAACUGCUUUCUCUUGGUCCCUGGUGUUGAUUAUGCUCCCCCCUCAGUUCUGUGUUUAAGCUGUUGCUUUACUAAUAAGGCUUCUUAUUAGGAAUGCAUAGCAUUGUUCUCAAGCUACUAAAACAUGGCAAGAGAAAUAACUGGGCUUUAUCCAGGUGGUCCCCCCCCCCCCAAUUUAAACUACUGUAAGCAAAGAUGCUGCUUUCCUUGUUGAAUUAACCCACAUGACAAUGUGCUUUUUACAGAUUCUUGAAGGUUUGUGGUUCAGAACUAGUGCGGCUGGAGUUGUCUUGUGGUCAUUUCCUCAACGAGGCUUGCUUGGAGGUCAUUGCUGAGACAUGUCUGAAUCUUCAAGAAUUAAAUCUCUCCUCCUGUGAUAAGCUACCACCUCAGGCUUUCAAUCACAUUGCCAAGUUGUGCAACCUUACACGUCUAAUUCUCUACCGAACGAAAGUAGAGGUAAAGUUUCUCUUCUUCUUUUAUCAGUGAUGAUAAGACUUAAGCCUCAGAAACAGAAUAGAGUGUAACUUCAGUGAAGUACUCAUGUUUGAAAAAUUCAAGAAAAAAAUAUAUACAGCAAUCCAAUAUCACACAUAGGAUUUCCCCUCCCCCUCCCAGAUCUAUCCCAAGGAUCCCUCAGUGUUCCAGAGCAGAUUUUGAGGGAACACAAAGGGAAAUAUGUUCUAUCAACAGUGUCAGUUUUGUUGGUUGACAGCCAUCACUGGAUUUCAUACUUAAGACUGUAGCUAAUAAAUACAGCUUGCAUCUGCUAGUAUAGAUACAUCCCUAGUUUACUGCAUUUCUUUGCUCCCUAAUCCCUCAGGAUUUUUAAUGUGUAUGGUGGGAAUUCAAUACCAUCCAUUCUAUCAUGUGUAACUUAACUUGCUCUCUCCUGGAAUGCUGAUUGCUCCUAUGAUGUCCUGAGAGUCAUCUAAGCGAAAGUCGGGGGGGGGGGGGAAUGCCAUAAGUUUCCUCCAUCCUGAGUCAGUGACUGCCAAAGCAUCAGUCACAAUAAUUUUGUUUAAAGUUUCAAUUUCAACAAUAGCACAUCUUUCUCUUAGUAACCGAAGGUUAGUAAAUUUAAGGUUAGUAAAAUAAUUUUUUCCUGAUCUGUUUUGUGAGUUACUUACACACAGAUGUAACAACAGCUUGCGUUCUGCAAGCGUAAAUAACUUCCUUGCUGCCAAUGGAAAAUACACCUGUUGUAGUCUAUGGGUUAUUAAAGUAUGUGCAGGCAGAAGAUCCACAUGUACACAUGUUUCAUUUUCAGGCUCAAAUUAUUGGCUGCAAUUGCAGCCAGUUUUAUUACAAACCUACGUCACCCCAUGUUUAUUCAAUGCACAUGGCUAGUUAUCUCUGUGUUGGGCCAAUAGUGGAACAAUUUUACCAUUUGAAAAUGCCUUUUAGAAGAGACUUAGCCUUCUGCUUAAACAAUCUAGCGGUAGUUUCCCUUCAUGAAAUGCAACCAACUGUGUACAAAACCAAGAUGUAAUAAAUUUUCUAAUUAUAAAUAAUUACAACUUAAAUAUUCUUACUUUUUGAAAGCACUUAUUACAAGUUAUAAUUUUGCUUCAGUCAUCUAAGUAAUCUUUAAGUUAUACUAAAUUAAGACUGCAGUUGUACUCAAAAGAGUUUUGUGCUGGUGGUCUUAGUAUUUGCUGACUCUUUAAUCCUUUAUUCAUUGAAUAUGCAUUCACAGCAUACUUCCAGAAUUUGUUGGCAUUGAUGCAUUUGAGGUGCACAAUGGACAAUAAAAGUACUUUGUUCAUAGUAACUUGACAAUACACAUCAUUAUUUUGGCUUGUAUAUGUAUGUUAUCUUGAUUUGAUUCUUAUCUUGAUUUUCUGUUUCCACUUCUGUGUUGGAGCCAACAUGAUAUCUUGAUGAAGCUAUCCAAUCUAUGAUUCUAGUGCUUUUACAUUCAAAAGCAUCAGGAUGUCAUGUUUUUAAAAAUAAAGUAUCAAUUCAUAUGUUGUGUAACUAACUACCCAACCAUUUCAAACUUUUUUAUGCUGUUGUUGCAUUUGAAUGUACAUAAUAGGAAUUAUAAUUUAGAACUUGUUGCAAACCUAUGUUUGUAUAAUUAUAUAUUUUGUACAACAUGGUAACAUCUUAGAACUGGCAUUGAACAGUGUUUAAUGGGGAAUAGAUUUGCAAUCUAUUUGCAAUCUAGUAUCUUAAGGAAUCUGCAAUCUGGGUACAUACUCAUCUUCUCCCUGCCACCUUUAAAGUCCUUCUUGCUGCACCCAAAAAAGGUGGUACAGUGGUACCUCAGGUUAAGUACUUAAUUCGUUCCGGAGGUCCAUACUUAACCUGAAACUGUUCUUAAUCUGAAGCACCACUUUAGCUAAUGGGGCCUCCUGCUGCCCCGCCGCCGGAGCAUGAUUUCUGUUCUCAUCCUGAAGCAAAGUUCUUAACCUGAAGCACUAUUUCUGGGUUAGCGGAGUCUGUAACCUGAACCGUAUGUAACCCGAGGUACCACUGUAUAUCCCCUGUAGUAUAAAAGUUGCCUGAAGCAACAAAAUACUUCUUUCAGUUUUCCGAACAUAUAUGUAAUUCCCCCCCCAAAGCACAGUACAUUUUGUCCUAAUUUGCACCAAAAAACUCACUUCUAAAUAUGUCUUAAAGUGGCCCUGUUUAAAUAGAAUCAUACAACUUGUUUAUUUUCAUUUCAAUUGCAUGUCCAGGCAUUGUGCUCCCCAGUCCCCAACCCGCAGACAAAUAAAGGACCACAUAGACUGGUUUGGAUCGAAACAGGCCACAACUGUAUUUAACGCAGAUGAAAGAGGUUUGGCACGUAGGUCACUCCAGGCAGGGGCUUCCUAAGAAUUAUAUCAAAUAGGGUGACGCCUGCGGGGACCGUCAUCUGGGGGGAAUUCCCUUGGCCCUGGCCACACCAGGGCACAUGGACAUGGCCACUCUCCCUCGAUCACUUUAACAGGAUAUGUUUGGAGGGGCAGGCAGAGACUACGACCUCCCCUCCAUCCAAGACAAAGGAUUGCCCCAAUGCCCAACGCAGUUGUGACAGUUGCUAUGAGGUAGGCAAAACAAAGAAUGGAAAUAUAUUUGAAGCCUAACCAAGGCAGAGCGUACAAUAUUAAAAUAAAUACUGUAAAACACAUGCAAGCAAUAAGCAAACAUCCUGAAGUGCAAAAAGCUAUAUUUAUGAUAAUCCCAAUAUAUCUCCACUAGAUCGGGGGGGCGGGGCAGGAGGGGGGCGUGAGUGUUUUCAAACAAUACGCACAAUAUAAGUAAAAAUGUGAAAGUCACAACAUAUCACUCCAUUUGAAAAUUCAAAUAAAAUAAUUACAGGAGCCAGGUUUGAGGAGGAACAUGGGAUUUUUUUUAUGUUGGCUAAGGGGGCGUGUGUUACAAAAGCUUGAUAAAUACUUCAGUAGAAUAAGGCAUGUCCAACUAUAUUUGAUUAGUCUGGCUUUCAUUUUCUUUCACCAUUAAAUAAAUGGAGUUGUGCAGCAUUGUGAAAGCUGCACUUUGCCCUUUCCAUUCUUUUCUCCAUCUCCCCUUAUGUUGUAGAAAUAUUCCUUUGAAGACUAAACCUAUUGAGUCAUAAUGUCUGUAUAUUAAAGUAAGCCUGAUUAGAACUCAUUUGUGCCUUUAAUAAUUGAUAAUAAUCAAUUGUCCAUAAAGACUACAGUACUAAUUUGAAAAACCGUUAUAAGGAUAUGCAAUGAAAUUCAACUAAGGGGAAACGAGGAAGUCAUUUUACAAAGUAAAUAACUGUUAUUUUCAAUAAGGGUAUGAUUUAUGUUUGUUAUGUUUUGUUUGUUUUGUGUUUUUCUUUGUCGUUGAUAUUGUAAAAACUAAUACAUUUUUUGCAAAAAAAGAAAAAGACUACAGUACUAAAGAGGUUAUCAAACAUAUGUUUGAAUACUGAAAAUCAGUAUUUGCUUACAGAAAUAUUAAAAGUUAUUUAGCAGUUUACUAACAUUAAACGUAUCAACCACUGUGGCGGUUACAUUUUAAUAGUAACUAACUUUUGCACAAUAUUGCCAAUUGUUACAUUAAUCUGACAUUGCAGGCAGAUAAUUAGUGAUUAGAUAAGACUUACUCACUAUUCAUCAAUGCUUAACUGUGACAUGUAUUUAUGCAUUUUUUUCCCUUCAGUAAAAAUCCUGAAAAAGUCUUUUUCAAGCCUCAAAGAAAUACACCAAACUUAUUAUGUUACAUUAAAAUACAACAUUUUUAAUGUUUUUACUCUAGUAGAAGUAAAUCAUUCAGAAUUUUUAUUUAAUUAUGUUGGUCCCCAGUUUAUUUUCCUGUGAAGCCUAUUUCUAAACUAAAUAUCACACUUCAGACUAAGAUACGAAAUACAGAAAACUACGUCUCAGGACAACUUGGACUACUAAUUUAGAAUAUGUGUUUGUGAUUAUUUUGUGUGAGAUGUGUAUUAUAUGCCUAAUGUUGUAAUGCUUACUGCAACCUCAAAAAAAAAUGGCCAUUUCGCAAGGUGCAUCUGAUAUUCUGGUGGAGUUCCUCUUGCUGUGUUUUAAUGAUGUGGCACCUCACCAUAAGUAUGUUUAAAAUAGCAGCAACAUGACUGUAAAGUGCACGUUGUAUUUGUUUCCAUCUGUAUGUUGCUAGUGACAGGAGCUCGAUGAUUGUCAGUACCCUUGUCAGCAAGAGCAUCCUGUGACAUUAAAGUCACUAGCUCGGUCCUGAUGCUGUGUGACUCUAUUGGCAGUUCCAUCAGGCUGCAGCCGAUCAGUGAAUGUCAGAGAUGCUGUACUUUUCUGGGAUGUCACCAGCCCUCUGUGUUUUUGGUGUGGCCUUGCUUGUUGUUUGAAUUUGCCAGACUUCUAAGAGCUUUCCUAAGGGAAAAGAACUGAUAGGUCAUGGGAAUAAAGGUGUCUUCAGGGCAUGCAAAACCACAGCCAGAGUGACUUAUUAUAUAAAGGCUUGUAAUGAUUACCUUGACUCUAAGCCAAUCAAUGGUUAGAGCAUCUGGGGACUCAUUAAAUGGCAUUUGUGGUGUCUGUUACCUAGGUUUUGAGCUGAAUUUCAGGGAAAGUGGUGACAGCCUUUAAUGUCUAAUUGACCCUUUCUCUUUGUGUUUGCUUUCUAUAUUUGCUUCUGAUGUGUUCCCCAAUGGCAGCAAACAGCACUGCUCAGCAUUCUGAACUUCUGUUCAGAUCUUCAGCACCUCAGCCUGGGUAGCUGUGUAAUGGUAAGUUUUAAAAGUCCAGGCUCAGUGUAUGUUAUCAGAAUUUAGACUUCCCAGCUCACUUGCAGAAAAAUCUAACUGCCUGUUUUCAUCCUUUCAUCUAAUACCUAUGCACUUCUUAUAAAAAGAUAAAAGAAAUGUUUGCUUGAAUUUACAUCUGUCCAUCUGCCAAGCUUCUAUUUCAUCACUUGGGCUACUUUGUAGGAAUUGCAGAAAUCCUCCUGUGUAUAGUCAUAGGUGGGUAGAAUUAAUUUAUGUAUUUAGUUCAAGUCAUGGAAAUCCCUGUUGUGGUGUUUCCCAUACGAUGAUGUCGCUUGUCACGUGCAUGUGUAUAUUCAAAUAUAUAGCUUCCAGAUUUUUAAACGUUCAUUUCCUUCUACUUAUGCACCUUUAGGAUUAUGAGCUAGACUGCAUAUGUUUUUGAGUUGUAUAUUCCCCCCUCCCAAGCUCAAAUUAUAAUUAUUCAUCAGAUUCCACUGCAGAAGCCGAAAUCUGCCAUGGAAAACCAUUUUGUGUGUGGAGUGGAGUGGACAUUAUAUAGUUUACAUCCCAACCCUAUUUCGCCCUCUGCUUUCCAGUGUCACACACAGCCAGAUUGCAGCAGCCAUGACUGCGUUUUGCAAGUACUCCCUACCCCCCCAGAAAAGUAUAGGAAAUAACUAUACAGUGUUAUCGGUGAUUGGUCCAUGACCUGCAGCUUCCCUGCUCCUAUGUAUCACAAUUCUUCUGCAGAACAGACAUUGUAUUAUUACUACUAUUCAUUGAUUUAUAUACCACUUUCAUGCCAAAAUGGCUUCUAAGCAGUUUGCAAGUAUAAAAUCAAUUAUAAAGUGUCUACACUUAAUUCAAAUACACAAUAAAACAACUCUGUCAAAACAUUAAAAAUGCUAUAUAUAUAUAUAUAUAUCCCAUUAAAAUAUUAUAUAUAUAAAACAAACCCAUUAAAAAGCAUAGCACUUAAAGCAAAGCAGUUUAAAAAUAGGAGCAUGCUUAAUUUUGUGGCAGAGUAAUAAAACAGAUAGUUUCAUUUGAGUAAUAAUCCUCUAUAGUUGAAGAAUAUUCAUGGUGCCACUCAUGACUGACUCAUAGCCUAAGUGACAUUAUCAAGAUGGUUGCCACCCAUAUACUCUGCCAUGAAACAGGUUUUUAAACAUUGUGUUCCCUGAGUAUAUGGAAUUGCUUCAAUACAGAAUUUACCACGUGGUGUAUCCCAAAUAGUCACAAAAUGAAGGUGAGGGGGUCCCUGGGGGCCACCCAUGACCUCUUGGCAAACUGGCUAUCCCUAUUUAGGAGACCUGAAGUGUGUGAUGUUGCACAGAAUAAUGUUUGCAGGCUGCAUAUGGGUAUUAAAGACAAUUUGCUUAUAAACACGCUUGAAAUUUGUGGUACUUGUGUCCAACCUGCAACUAACAGUUUCAUAAUUUUAAAUGCAAGAUUGAGGGUAUAAAUACCAGUAUCCUCCAAAUGAGUGUUAUUUCUUCACAGAUUGAAGACUAUGACACAAUAGCUAGCAUGAUGGGAGCCAAGUGCAAAAAACUUCGUACGCUGGAUUUAUGGCGAUGUAAAAACAUUACUGAAAAUGGAAUAGCAGAGCUAGCUUCCGGCUGUCCACUGUUGGAGGAGCUGGAUCUUGGCUGGUGCCCAACCCUUCAGAGCAGCACCGGCUGCUUUGCGCACCUUGCGCGCAAACUCCCAAACUUGCAAAAGCUCUUUCUGACAGCCAACAGGUCUGUGUGUGACUCUGACAUAGAUGAACUUGCUGCAAAUUGUACAAAUCUCCGGCAGCUUGAUAUUUUGGGUGAGUAGCCAUAAAAACACUUGGAUCUUCUUUAAAUCGAUCGGUUGUAUCAACAGCAGAAGAUAAACUGUAUGUGUUGUAUAAAAGAAGAUGUGGUCUUGAAAGUAAAUACUGGGUUCAUGAUUCACAUAUAAAAAGUUUCCGUGAGAAUGCUCUCACGGGUUCAAAGCGUAAUGGAUUAUGGGGUUAGACCAGUUUAAUUCCAGAUUCUUUGAUUUACUGGAUUGUGAAGCAGGCAGCAAAUUUGUUUAAUCGUUUAUCCUUUGCUGCUAAAGGGACUAGUUUUCUGAUGAUUUCCUGAAAAUGUUUUAACUGCAAUUGCCGGUUUUCAAAAGCUCUUGGAAUUUGAAUAGCGUGUGACAGGAUAUAUUUAUAAAGUGUGAACCUUAUGAUCAAACAGCUUCUUGCAGAGCACAUAAUAGAGUGCUCUGUUGGGCUUCUUUCUUCAAAAAGAAACCAAAUUUUUAUUUUUUGAAAAAGAAAUCAGCAUAAUUUUUCAUUUCCUAUUGCAAUUGGUAUAAGAGACUGUCUCCGCACCCCCCCCAGCCCCAAAAGCUUAAAACUUAAACUACAGCUUAAAACCGUAGAAAGCUUUUGCUAGUCAAAAUGAAAGCUUUUUCAUGAAGGUUAAAAAGGAGUUGUUUUUAUAGGUUACACAUCAUGUUAACUAUCUUAGCCAAAAGUACAAUAAUAAUGGAAAGCUUUGUGUUCUGAUACACAGUCUUGAAAUAUCCAUACUAAAUAGUUCAUAUGAAUGUUCCUGUGUUUGUGGCAUGUAAAGAGGAAGCCAAAAGAAGCUAAUUCAUUGACACAUAAAAUCAAAGCACUACUUCUGGGUAUUCCAGGCCUAGAAAAAAUGCUGCUCCAGUGUAAUGUGGUAAGAAGGGUGUUGUUCAUUUACACAAGUGUCAUGCUGUGUGACUGCAUAGACAGCAGGAUUCUUCCAUCUUUGCUGGUGUUACAGAAGCCCAUCUAUACAGAUGGAUUGAUCUCAAACUUUCAUACAGCAAAAGAAAACAAUACACCAAACCCCUUGUAUAAAGUUAAAAUAUGCAUUUCCACCAAUUUUUCCAUGGCAGUGGUUAAUAAAGCCUCCCCAGUUCUUUGUGUUUCCUCAGAAAUAAGUCCCAUUGUGUUCAAGUGUGUGUUUAGGAUCGAAGCCUGAGGCAUUUUUCUAUUUAGUCAUGCUGUUUCGUAUUCCAAUAGAAUAUGGAUUUGAAAUUUUGUUUCCAAAGAAAGGACUGUUUUGCACAUUUUAGGGGAUCAGUCAAGACCUUACUUUUUAGAACGGAUAUGGUUUGUUGGAUUAGUGAUGCUUUGGGUGUUUUCUAAGCUGUGUGGUAAAUCUUAGGUAAAGGUAAAGGGACCCCUGACCAUUAGGUCCAGUCGUGACCGACUCGGGUUGCGGCGGCACUCAUCUCACUUUACAGGCCGAGGAAGCCGGCAUACAGCUUCCGGGUCAUGUGGCCAGCAUGACUAAGCCACUUCUGGCGAACCAGAGCAGCACACGGAAACGAGCAGGGACCAAGCAAUGGGAGCUCACCCCAUCGCGGGGAUUUGAACCGCCGACCUUCUGAUCAGCAAGCCCUAGGCUCUGUGGUUUAACCCACAGUGCCACCUGUGUCCCAUGGUAAAUCUUAUGCUUUAACAUAUUGUUUUUAUUCAUCUUAAAAUCUUUGCUGCAAGCUGCUUCUACUACUACUGAGGUGCUUGGGAGGCAGGCAUGGGAUAUAAGUAUUUUUUAAAUUUUAAAUUCCAAACUCUUCAAGGCUGAAGAUGUCUUACAACAAUAACUGAAUCCAUAAAAAUGCAGAUAGACUUGCCUUCACUACUUUUGACUGCUUCAGUGCACUCCCAUCUCCCACACCUGUAUGUACUUCCUUCUUGAGCUCAGUCUCUGCCUAAAUCUCUGUAAUCUCUUCCAUAGGGAGAACUUUAAUCCCUUCUUUUGGAAAGUUAGUUUUGCCCCCUUUCCCAUCUAGCUCUCUUGUUGGCGCUAAUAACAAAAAAUUAAGAACAGAGAAAGAUGUCACAGCAAAAUGUUUAGUUUCUCUACUGUAGAAAUUUUGAUUCAGGAAUCAGCGCAGUUACUGAAUUUGAGAGGCACAACUAAAAGGACUUACCUAUUUGCAAGUCUGCAACUUGGUCAACCUGUUGGAUGAUGUUGUUUUUCUUCAAUCCACGAAGAAAUGCCAGGUUUAGUGGACUGAUUAAAGUAUGAAAAUGGGUAAUAUGUGAAAGUGGAAUACAUAGUUUUGUUCCUUGCCUGCAGGGCACCAUAUGCAGUGCCAUUGUGUGAUCACAUAAACUGCAGCAUAUGUGUGGAUUAUGCUUAAAUAAGGGCAAAGAACAUGCUCCAGAAAAACAAACUCCCUUUUGAUAUUUUGACUGCAGCCAGGCAGCAUAAAGUACAGCUUAGAAGAAUGUGGUGGGUUUAAGCCAUCUGUAUGCACAAUACAUCAGUUGCUAUCCAAAGUCGUUGAAUUAAAAUCUGUAAUUCUAGGUAAGUUCACACAAAUUUAAAAGCUCUAUUUUCAAAUAUGUAAAACCACCCGGGCAUGAAAGGAGGAAUAACAAUGCGUUUCCCCCUUGUACAAGAAUAUUUCACUACCUCGUACAUGCUGUAAACCCCCCCCCCCAAAAAAACCUCCCACAUCUUCCUAGAAUGCCAAAAGCUCCAACUGUCCCCUUCAUGGCUGUCAAAAUCAUCAGCUUUCCUUGACAGUUUCAAAAUGCAGUUAGUCAGUUUCUGUACAGAAAUAAGCAGCACAUUAAUAACAUAGUCCCCUCUCCAGAAAGGCAUCUUGCGCCUGAAUUUCUAAGAGUUUCCCUUCCAAAGGUCUCCACAGAACUCCCAGGCCACUCUUUAACCCUUCCACCACCAUUUCAAUGCAGUAUUCCCUGUCUUGGGAGCUGUCGGAUUCCAAGAACAUUUUAGAGAACAAUCUGAAGAUACCGUACUUGUUCUAACUUCUUUCCCCACCGGGUAGUAAACAACUCUAGUCCUACUCCUGUGUAAACCUAUUGGAAGUUAAUGGGCAUGACUAAGGUUUAUUCAUUUCUGUGGGUCUACUCUGAAUAGGACUUAGCCAAAUACAACCCACUGUUCAGAUUUUUGAAUAGAUAUACACAUGGUAAAUAAAGCAAAGGAAUGAAAUUCUGCUUGUUGGCAACAAGGUGGUCUUAAGCACACCUUAGCAUGCCUGUAUCAAAUAAUUUGUACAAGGAAAAAAUUGACUGUUUUUAUCUGUGAUUAUUUAAAACUAAUUGUGGGUAGGUAGCCCAAUGACAGAAACUAUCAAAAAUUCAGAACGAGCCCUGUGAAAUGUUAUAUUAAUGCCUUUUGAUGGUUAAUGCCAUGAAGCUUGGAGGAAAGUAUAUGAUGUAUGAUUUCUUCUGACCUGUUUUCUAAGUGAUGUCCCUCUCUAAAUAUUCACAAGAACACAGCGGGUGCAUCUGGGGAGUUGUGGAUGGAACACAGAUUGACAAGGCAUGCUUUUGUUUUAAUUAAACCACAUUUCCGCACACUGCAAAGAUUGUGCAGAGCGUGUUUUGAUUUCUGUAGUUAGUGCUUUGGGCUAGUCUCAACUGGGCCAUUUUAUUGAUAGAAGACUUAGCGAGUACGGUACACAGAACUGGGUUUCCAGUAUGUGUCAGAGAGGAUAAUAGGAAAGGAGGCAGUUAGUGUGAAACUAAUGACUAUUAUGUGACUUUCUGCUAAUUCCCCACCAUCACACAUUUUAUUCUACCUUUCUCAAAGAAGAUGAGUAGCCCUUUUUAUCAUUACAGCAACCUUAUAGAGACCAUCCAGUGAGUUUCAGGGGUGAACAAAGUCUUCUGGGUUCACUAUGCCACACUGCCCUUUAAGCCUGUGUGUGGAUGUCAGAGAGGCUUCAGUUUAUACUAUUGAUUUGGAUAAGGGAAAGCCCCAUUAAAAUGAAAUCUUUUUACUGACAAUAAACAUUGUACUUCCUCACCUUCCCAACAGCACAUUGUACUCUGUUUAUUUAUGUAACUUUCAACUGGUUUCUUUUCCCUUUUGUCCCCUCCCUUUCUUUUCUAGGCACAAGAAUGGUGAGCCCUGCUUCUUUAAGAAAAUUGCUGGAGUCUUGCAAAGAUCUUUCCUUACUUGACGUGUCCUUCUGUUCACAAAUUGAUAAUAGAGUUGUCCUAGAACUGAAUGCCAAUUUUCCUAAUGUGCUCAUCAAGAAGAGUUUCACUCAGUGA